CAGCGAACGGAACAACAACGAGGAACAGGUGUGCCGUCAUGACGCCAAGGAGAAGUGGAAAACCAGCGUGGGAUCCGGUUUCCCAGAGCUGACGUCUCGUUGGUUCGGCAGGGAAAAUGGCGACGUCAAACAGCGUUGCAAGGUCGGGUUAGGCAGAGAUGCAUCAGGUCGGGCAAUGAGAUGUGUUGUCCAAAAGAGCUGCAGGUGGGAUUAUUUUUUCGGAGAGGGGUCUUACACCGGACCGGACAGCUCUGCCGGCACCCUUAGCUGGCCUGUGCUUUCUUCCCAGACUGCACUCGCCUCCAGAGAACGAGGGUCGGUGGAAAUGGUGGCAGGUAGGCUAGGGCCCCUGAUGAGGCCUUGGAGAGCCAAAUGUAUCCACGGUCUGAGUCUGUGGGGCGUUUUGGUUGAUGGCCCGCAGACAAGAUGUCGAGUGACUUCUUGCCUCCUCUGCAUGUCCCAGAGCCUGCCUCGGCGCCGGCUGUUGGCGGCUCAUACCCAGAAUAUGCAUGUUCAAAACUCUGUGGCUCUUGUUCGGCCCUGCCGCAUGAGGGUGCCGAAAGUCUUGGGACAUGAGCGGCUCCCGUUGCUGAAGACGCCGGCACCGUACCGAGGAUUACACAUGCUUUACCUCCGACCUCCGGGAGGAGACAGAGGCACCUUGACCGUCUAAGUAAGGCAAGUUGCGUAAAGUAGGCUGUGGAACCGUGCCCGUGUCAUGUACCAUUGAGAGGGGGCCGCCUAAGACGUGGAGGUGGUGGACGGUUGUAAAGUCUGAGACAUCUGGCUGAGUGCGCCGUGUAGAGUCGUUCCCGGGUGCCGGUUUGAAAUUGCGCCUGUUUGCCAGAAGCCUGCCCCGACAAUAACCUUGCCAGGG
Molecule: messenger RNA, 877 nt
Organism: Parathielavia appendiculata
Lineage: Eukaryota; Fungi; Ascomycota; Sordariomycetes; Sordariales; Chaetomiaceae
Exons: 2
Coding region: 176-673 (165 amino acids)
Source: RefSeq, a predicted model, not a curated record